UUACGAUUCAUCCUUACUACAUGGGAAGCCUCUUCCUCCCCCUCCUCCUCUCUUUCCCCCUCCUCCUCCCCCUACCGUCCACCUCCACAGACACUAUCAGUCCCUCCCAACUUGUAGCCACCGGCCAAACCCUCAUAUCUGCCGGAGGAACCUUCGAGCUGGGCUUCUUCAACGCCUCCUCACCAUCCAGCUCUUUCUUAGGCAUAUGGUUUCACAAAAUCCCCAUUCGCCAGAUCGUCUGGGUAGCGAACCGCCGGUCUCCAAUCACAACCGGAAAGGCCACCCUUUCUCUCUCUACAGACGGCAAUAUUCUCAUCACCGCCCCCGACGUCAACGGCGGCCGCCUAAAAAAAGUCUGGUCCUCUAACACCUCCGGCAUAAAAAUCCCAUCUUUGAAGCUUCUGGACUCGGGCAACCUCGUGCUAACCGACAGCGGAUCAAAUGCAAUUGUUUGGGAGAGCUUUUACGACCCCUCCGACGCCUUCCUCCCGCAAAUGGAACUCGGAUUAGACCUUACACGUCACCUUGAGAAGAAGCUUAUGUCCUGGAAAUCCUCCGACGACCCGUCGCCGGGCGGGUACACCUACGGCGUGCGCCGCACCGGUUCGUCGGAGCUCGUUGUCUGGAACGGCUCAAACAUCGAGUACCGCACCGGGCCAUGGACCGGAUCUUCAUGGAGCGGCAUUCCUCAGAUGAACUCGGAUCUCCACUUCAUCUUCACCUUUGUCGUUCAACCCCACGAAAUUUACUACACGUACGAAUCGGUCAAUAAGUCUGUAAUGACUUUGAUAACCCUCGACCCCAACGGCGGUUUACAACGGCUGGUUUGGCUGGGCGGAGAAUGGAGGCAGUACUGGCGGCUGCCUGAGGACAAGUGCGACGGGUAUGGCACGUGCGGGUCGUUCGGGAUAUGCAACGUGUACUACCCCGAAGGGGUUUGCAAGUGUUUACCGGGGUUUGAGCCGUCGUCGACGUUGGAUUGGGCCUUGAGGGAUUACUCAGGCGGCUGUAAGAGGAAAACGGCGUUGAAUUGUUCAGGAGGAGGAGGUGAUGGGUUCGUGAAGGUGAGCGGGGUGAAGCCGCCGGACACGGAGAACGUCACGGUGAUCGCCGGAAAGGGAACCGACGAUUGUGGUGCUUUGUGUUUGAGAGAAUGCCAGUGUAUGGCUUAUGUUGUGCUUGGUGGGAAUUGUUUGUGGUGGGCUGCUCAGCUAAUGGACAUCAAGGAGUUUGCUUCCUGGACCGGAGGAGGCGUCGAUAUCUAUCUCCGACUAGCUGCUGCUGAUUUGGAUUCAUCAGAAAAUGCCUCAAGCAAGAGGAAGCAUAUAGUUGCUAUAGUCAUCCCAUUGGUGCUAGCUUUACUCCUAUCCUCUACCUUUGGGAUAUAUAUAUUAAGGAAGAAAAGAAGGCGGGGCGUAGGAGAUGUUUAUUUCAAGGAGAGCCGAGGAAAAGAGAUGGAACUUCCCGCAUUUGAUAUGUCUGCAAUUGAGAAUGCUACAAAUAAUUACUCUGAUGAAAAUAAGCUUGGAGAGGGAGGGUUUGGCCCUGUUUAUAAGGGUCGUUUAGAAGAUGGGCAAGAAAUUGCUGUCAAGAGAUUAUCUAGAUAUUCUGUUCAAGGUUUGGAUGAGUUCAUGAAUGAAGUAAUGUUGAUAGCAAAACUUCAACACAGGAAUCUGGUUCGUCUCCUUGGCUGCUGCAUCCAGGGAGAGGAAAGAUUGUUGAUUUAUGAGUACAUGCCCAACAAAAGCUUGGAUUUAUUCAUAUUCGAUAAAGCAAGCAGCUGUCAGCUGGAUUGGAAAAAAAGAUUUGAGAUAAUUCUUGGAAUAGCACGCGGACUUCUCUAUCUUCAUCAAGAUUCUAGAUUGAAAAUAGUUCACCGAGAUCUCAAGGUUAGCAAUGUUCUUCUUGAUAAGGAGAUGAAUCCCAAAAUUUCAGAUUUUGGCAUGGCAAGGAUUGUAAGAGGUGACCAAAUGCAAGAAAGCACCGAGAAAGUGGUUGGCACAUACGGAUACAUGUCGCCCGAGUAUGCAAUGCACGGCAUCUUUUCAGUAAAAUCUGAUGUCUAUAGCUUUGGUGUUAUUGUUCUUGAAAUCCUUACUGGUAAGAAGAAUAGAGUGUUUGAAUCAAAUGACAGCCAUGUGAGCCUAGUAGGGCACGCCUGGAGACUAUGGUCGGAAAAUAGAUCCCUGGAGUUGGUGGACGAUGCGCUGAAGUGUGACUAUCCUGAGAUAGAAGUUCUGCGAUGCAUGCAAGUUGGGCUCCUUUGUGUGCAAGAAGGGAGCGAAGCUAGGCCUACAAUGGCUUCAGUGGUUUUGAUGUUGGGCAGUGAGAGCAUGACACUGCCUCAGCCAAUGAGGCCUGGCUUCUAUCCCAAGGAUGGUUCUAAAGUAGCAGAACUGUCCACGUCUGACCAUGUUUAUAGUUCAGGAAAUGAGAUCUCUCUUACAAUGAUGUGUGGUAGAUGAAGAAGUUGAACCCGAAUCUUUUAAUAGCCUUGGUGUUAUAAAUGACUGGUAGUGUAUAUUUCAAGAUGAUGAUAGAACCGGCUUUGUUGGGACUGCGAAGUUUUUCUGAAAAGAGCAGGAGAAGAGUGGAACGAAGUAUGUGAUAUUUUUUUCGUAGCCACUGUAUAUUUCAAGAUUAUUUGAUAGAACGGCUGCUGUGCGCUACUUCUUCACAGAGGUUUUCUUUUAUGGCUUAUGGCUCUUUUGUUCAGUGUUUUUCUGAUAUAUUAUGCUAAGUUAAUAACGUUGACUUUGGUUUGAUUUGCAGUGAACUCCUGAUGGACAUGUAAUUACAGAUUUUUUUUUAUUUAUGGAAAGAAAAGUAAGUUUGAUAGCUGCAAUCUUGCAGAUUAAAUAGGAACAUUAUAACCAUGCUAGA
This is a messenger RNA of Phalaenopsis equestris, 2883 nucleotides long. RefSeq names its product G-type lectin S-receptor-like serine/threonine-protein kinase SD1-1. Lineage: Eukaryota; Viridiplantae; Streptophyta; Magnoliopsida; Asparagales; Orchidaceae. Gene Ontology annotation, molecular function: protein serine/threonine kinase activity; ATP binding. The record is from RefSeq and is a predicted model, not a curated record. Gene Ontology annotation, biological process: protein phosphorylation; recognition of pollen. Bases 21 to 2465 code for a protein of 814 amino acids. The transcript has 7 exons.